Molecule: messenger RNA, 2601 nt
Organism: Hyaloperonospora brassicae
Lineage: Eukaryota; Oomycota; Peronosporomycetes; Peronosporales; Peronosporaceae
Source: the annotation of a GenBank genome assembly
AUGACCUCCGACGGUCGCGUCUCCCGAGUCGUUGCUCGACUACUGCGUCCAUUCCAGCGCGACAGUCCGUCACCAAAGCACUCGGCCACUGCCUCGUCGCGCCCCACGAGCUGCUCCCUCUCCUUCUCGUCCCGAAGCAGCACCAGCAAUAGCAAUAGCAAUAGCAAUAGCAGUAGCAGUAGCAGUACGACCUCUCCACCUCCUCGUCGUCGCCCCACGACCGCAAUUCGCGUCGUGUUUCCGCUCAAGCUCAGCGCCAAUGGCGUCCCCGAGACGGUCCUGAUGCCGCCCGCGUUCUUCCGCUACCUCCGCACGAUCGUCGAGCAGACCGUUGCGCUGUCUGCGGGCCACAGCGCCGCCACGCGCGCCAGUCAUCGCACCAGUCGGGACACGUGCACCCGCACGCGUCGCGAGUGGCGCUGGCGACGCGAGUACCGCACGAAAACGCUCGAGAAGCUUUUGGCCGUGCUGACCGAAGACAGCCGCGACGGCGACGGGUUCGCCAGCGCCCUCGGUCGCCGGCCGGCCAAACCCGUGCCCCUGGCGAGCGCUGUGCAAGCGCUGCUGCAGCUCUGGAAGUGCUGUCUCCGGAUCCUCAACGUGCUGGCGCAGGACGACAGUGAGGGGCCGUUUCCCGCUGGCUCGCGGCACACGAUCGCCCACGGCAUUGACGCCACUACUGCUGCUGCUUUUGCCGUGCGCGAUAAGCGGCGGCAGCUCCAGCAGACAGUGUUGACGGUCCUGGCACUCGUCGUCCGACGCCAGGAGCUCGACGCGCUGUUUGUUGCUGUCGGCCACGGCGGCUGCCCGUCCCAUAAACCCAUUGGCGACGACGUCGUCGGACCGCAACGUCGUCGUCGUCGGUCCGUGUCGCGCGCGGCCCGACGGCGGUCGUGGAGCAGCUCGAGCAGCUCCAAUGCUGCGACAAACAAACGCACGUCGCUCUCGUCGACGCUAUUGCGGCCGUGUGCCGCGCGUCCGAGCGCGCGGACCGACCUGCGGCUCUGCGACUCGGUGCACCGGUUGCUGGAGCUCCAUCAGCUGACGCUGCCGUACGCGUUCGACGCUGUUCAGAGCGCUUUGGCGUUGCCCACGCCGUGUGGAGAGCUGCAGCAGGACUUAUUGGCAGCUCUGGUCGCGACGAGUUACACGCGCGUGCCGCAGCUCCGCAGCCAUAUGCUCGACCACCUGCGCACCCGCGUGCCACUUGCCGCCGGGUGCAGCGCCCGGUCGCUGUCGGGCUCGUUCGUGGACUCGCGCGGGCGGUCGGCGUGCGAAGCCCAGCGGCGCUAUACGCCGUACGACUGGCACACGCGCACGUAUCCGCAGUGCCUCGAGGUCCUCCAGGCAGUGAAUCGAGACGACCGGUGGGCGCCCGUGGCCGACCUGUUGACGCGUCUCAUGGCCGACGCCGACGGCUGUCGGUGGACAUUGGCGCAGCUCUUGGAACAGCUCACGGGGCCGCAGGUCACGGGACGCACCGACUGGAAGGGGCUCCCGGGGGCAGCAGUGCUCCACGACGCGUCGCUCGAGUUGGCUCUGCGCCUGUACCAGCGCGAGCUGCAGCAGUGUGCACCUGCGGAACCGGACGCGUUGGCGGCGGCCGAGGACCGAGCGGCCGACGAAAGUGCGUCGACUGGCAAAGCCGACCAAGACGCAGUCGCGGCGCUGAAGCCCGCGGCCUACUUUAUGGACCAAGUGACUGCGAUGAUGCACGAGAACGUCGCGUUCCUGCACGACUACGUGACGGCGCUCUUCCAGGCGACCAACUACGUCGUGCCGCACCACGUUGCGCUGUGCUUGCAGUACGUGGACCAGCUCAUGCACGCGUUCCCUGCGUUCUUUGCCAAUGCGUCCACGGCUUCGUCGUCGUCGCCGUCGCCGUCGUCUUUGCCACUGACCGACGUGGCGACGAUCCAUUCCGCGACGGCCCACGUUUUGCCGCGUCAACAGUCGUGUGCCGACGGCGAGACGCUGCGCUACGUGUUUUCCUGUCUGCUCGAGUCGGAGCACUUUGAGAUCCUCAAAGCGACGGAACUGUUUCUGCUGCAGCGCUUUACGGGCCUGUCGCGCGCGGUGCAACGCGAGCUCAUUGACGUGUUUGCCGCCCACUUUCCGCGGCUCUUUCUGCAUUGGAACCACGACGUCCGGUAUUGCUACCACCACAUGUUGCUCUACUUGACGUACCCGGGCAAUCGACUGGUGCUCGGGGCCAAGUCGGACGAAGCGCUCAUGGGGGCCAAAGCGGCCUGGCUCUUUGAGAUCCCCGGCCUCGUGCGCCACGAGAGCAGCGCCAACUGGGACGCGUUCGACGAGCCACUGUAUCAACUGGUCACGCGGUACGUGCACUUGAGUAAACGUCGGGCGCAGCCGCCAGGACAGACGCACGCGCCGUCCACGUGGGUCGACGCCGUCUCGGACGACAUUCUCCAGCGCGCCAUGAGCGAGUACAAGACCCACGUGGGCAAAUACUUUGGCCUCGCGCAGCAGAUUUCCAUGCACCGGCGCGUGCCGACGCCCGUGUUCUCCGUCAGUACGGGCGAAACGGCGACAGUGGAUGUUGACGCCGACAGGCUGUGCACGUCUGCAAUCUUAGCGUGA